Molecule: messenger RNA, 1670 nt
Organism: Myotis brandtii (Brandt's bat)
Lineage: Eukaryota; Metazoa; Chordata; Mammalia; Chiroptera; Vespertilionidae
Gene: LDLRAD2
Product: low density lipoprotein receptor class A domain containing 2
Molecular function (GO): protein binding
Source: RefSeq, a predicted model, not a curated record
AUGGAAGCCCAUCUUCUGCAGCUCCCCCAAAGGCUGCUCCUGCUGGGGGCAGCUGCCCUGACUGUGUCUGCUCUGGAGACAGCUAGCCUGGUGGACCUCUGCGGGCGGAGGUGGCAGGGGGACGGGCUGCUGCUCAGCUCGCACUCCGCGUCGCGCAGGUUCUACUUCGUGGCCCAGGACACCGACUGCGGGCUUUGGCUGCGUGCCGCGGCCCGCGACAGGAUUCGCUUCCAGUUCCGCUUCUUCCUGGUCUGCAGCCUGACCUCGGCAUCCCGGGCAUCCCUGGAGCCCAACGCUUCCACCCCAGCAUCGUCAUUGGACACACGCGCCCCCCGGAGAACCCCCCUCUGCGGCCUGACCAUCCCUGGCCCGGUGAGGUCCACGGGGGUGUUCCUCGGCCUGCGCCUGGUCACCAGAGGUCGCCAGCCCCGCGUGGACUUCGUGGGAGAAGUCACCUCUUUCUGUUUGGGCUCCUGUGGUCCCUAUUUCCGCUGUGGGAAUGGCAGGUGCAUCCCCCUGAGUCUGGUGUGCGAUCUCUGGGGCAUGGACAACUGUGGCCACGGCAGUAACCAGGCUUCCUGGCCACCAGCCAACUGCAGAGGUCCCUCUCUGAUGCCCAGCCAGGAGGGGAGUACAGAGGCUGACACCUCCAGGCCCCCGACUGUCUCCCCAGCUCCCGGGUCAGCAGGCCCCCUCCAGAGUGCAGCUGGGAGCAGUCCCCCAGCAGGCAGCGGCCCUGCACAACAGGAUGCAGCUUCGGAAGGAAGAUGGUCUUGUUACCACCUGCCCCCACUCCUCCCACCAAGAUCACACUGGUCCCUCUCCAGGUGUUGGGAACCGGGGGAGCAGGCCGGGGCUGAGACCUGAGUGGACUCUCCCUUUCCUCCUGUAGGUCCCCGGCUACAGAAGGUGGCGCUGGCCUCCUCGCUGCUCCUGGCCUCUGCUGGCCUCCUCUGGUGCUGUUGCUCCUCCAGCCAGCUGGCCCAGAGGGCUGGUGCCCGUGGCCUCUGCUUUAGCUGCACCAUCUGUCACACAUGUCCUGGCCAGGUGGCCCCUGGUGGACUGCGGCCGAGUAGGACAGCCUUCCAGGGUCAGGGAGGCCAUGCAUAGAGAGGCUGCGGCUUCAGAGAAUGGACAGUGGGCUCUGGGGUCGGACAGACCCUGGGUCUGUCCCCACCCCGCUGAGGACUGUCUGACCUUGGGCAGGUCACGUAACCCUCUGAGACUCAGUCUGCUCCUCUGGAAAAUGGGACGAUCCCUGCCUCCCAGGGUUGUGGGGAAGGCCACAAGAGGUGACUGGCCCCAUAGCUCGUGCGGUGGCUGGCACUCUGCUGGAUCCGUGAAGGGCAGGACCUCUACGCCCAGGGCAGGGAGCAGGGGCCUCGCUCACCUGAAGCUUCCCUGACUCACCCCCAGGCCUCACCUACCCUGCUCUGGUGCACCCUCAAGUUCCACAAGUGAAGCCCUAGUCAAAGACACAGGGACCGCCCUGGCGGGGAUAGCACCGUUUAUUAAGAAAGAUCAAGACAAAGACCAUAAGGAGGUCCCUUCUGGACACAGAGGCCAGGCGUCCUGACCCAACGUCUGGGGAGCGACUGGUGGGGAGGGCGCUUGUCCCCAGUUGGGCCCUUAGGUUCCCACAGAUGGGGCAGGGGUGUCAUGGCCCCUUC